UGCCGAUGACGCUCUUCAUUCAGUCUCAACGACUCGGAAGCCCCUCCGCACGCCUGCGGGUAAUUCGUGCAAUAUCCUUUGACGUUACGCCUUCCCCGUUAUCGUUGCCCUUGUUCUCGCCUUCAUGAAUCGUCGAUAGAGUCUUUUGCCCAUGCAUUUCGAGCAUUAUCAUGCAUAGCCUGCGCCAAAGGAAAAAAGUGCUCUUCUUACGACUUUGUACCCUUUCCGUGGCACAAAAAGUGAUACACCAGCGCAGCAUUGGCAGCAUUCCGGGGGAGUUUUUUCUUCUUCUUUCUUUUUUCAUGCCCGGUGGUUCUGUUGGGCAUCUUUUUGAUCGUUCCUAUUUCCGUUUUCUCAUAUCCGUCUCUCUUUCCUUCAUGUCUAUGCUCUUUUAUUCUGUGUCUAACUCUUUUCUCCCCUCUUCCUUUUAUGAUUACCCCCUAUCAGGAGGACAGCACGCUUCUAGGCGUCGUCCAUGCAAAAAUACAGGUUUAUUAUGUUGUUUCCAAAAACCUAGUCCCAAAUAUUCCCCACUUGAAGAAUCCAGUUGCUAGACUGGUUGAUAUCCCUAUUUUUUUUUCUCCCACGAUACCAAAAAAAGCGGAAAAAGGAACGACGAAUAGAAUUAAGAGGAGUGGAGGGGCAGAGAGAGAAAGAGACAGCGGUGCAGAAAGAAACCUCCCCUGUGCUUACUGGUGGAGCAGUGAAGUUGUUAUGUAUCUAUGUAUCUAUUGACAUAAAUGUCAUCUUCUGACCACCUGCAAUACUUUGGUCCCAUCGUGGUGUCCGUUACUGUGGUUCGAGGUGGGUCUAUGGAGUUCGCUGGGACAAGAGCGAUAUAUGGUUUGUGUCCACAGGCGCGGUACUUUUUUCUUGGACUCUCUUCCUUCCCAUCAUGUAUGAUUUG
Periconia digitata is the source of this 907-nucleotide messenger RNA. The record is from the annotation of a GenBank genome assembly. NCBI's taxonomy places the organism in Eukaryota, Fungi, Ascomycota, Dothideomycetes, Pleosporales, Periconiaceae.